AUGGCGGACAAUCUCUGCGGCCCGUCGACGGCUCUCAAGAGCUUCAGCGAGCAUGUCAACCGCGACCGCUCGGUGCAUCAAGACCGCGCUGCGCCUGGCCGUGCUGGACCUUCGAACUUCCGCUCCGCCCCAAAUGGCACGCACAGCAACGAGGCAGAGGCUCGGGCGUUUGCCGCUGGCGGUGCUGCCUUCCAGGCCGAGCCGAUGAUGGUGCCUGACAUGAACGGCCAUGUGCACCCAGCAGCGUUUCAGCAGAUGGGCCAAAUGGGACCGCACGCGCACCAUCCACAAGCACGUUUUGCUGGCCCAGGCGGCGUGGCUCCCGGGCACGCCAACGGCGCUAGCAACUCGAACAACUGGGCCACCGAGUUUGCGUUGUCUGGCACGGCAACUCACGUUGCUGCUCCUGCUGGUCCUUCGCCCGCGGCAGCUGCUGCUGCUCGUGCGCCCUAUGCUCCCCAGCAACCGCUGCAGGCCGUCAACCGUCUGCAGCACUUUUCUUCGGGCAUGAUGGCCCAGAGCCCCGCGUUUCUUUCUUCCAUGAACCAACCUUCUUUUGCAGGCACCCAGCAAUUCUCACAAUUCAAUUAUUCUUCACCCUCUUCUUCGUACGCUCCUCAACCUGCUGCUCUCACCACCAGCACCAGCACCACCACCACCAUGCCUCACAUUGCCCCUCCUUCGCUGCUUGAUAGCAACGCUCCCAGCGGCGUCGCUGGCCUCACCGAGGCCGAGCUUGAGGCCCGUUUUGCAGAGGCGGAGUCCAACUUCGACUUUCAGAACGAAAUGGACGCGUGGAUGCAACAGCAUGGCCCCACGGCGGAAGAGCGCGGCGAGACGUCGGCGGCGCAGACGGAAGACGUCGACGCCAUCCUCGAAUCCCUCGCGGAUGAGCUCGACGCCCAGCGCCUGGCCGAAUCAACGGAGGCUGCUGCCGCUCUUGAUGCAGCCACUGCGGAUGCUGCUGCGGCGGACGAGACCGCCGCGGCGGAACAGGCCGAGCAGGACCUGGCGCGUGACCAGGACGACCUGGCCCGCACGGCAGGCCAGAUUGUGCACACGCUGGACGCUCACCCCAGCACCAAGUUCCAAGAGUCGUCCUUUAUGCGGCUCAUGAAGCGGAUUCAGACGCGCGAGGUCACCGUCCAGGGCGACAAUCUGGUCGACGAGGCCACGGGCCAGCCCAUCGAGCAGCCGGUCCGCACGGAGAUGGCUCCCAUGACCACGACCACGGCCACGACCACGACCACCGCGGCACAGGAGUCGGAGACGACCAACGGCGCCACGGCCUAG
Molecule: messenger RNA, 1293 nt
Organism: Sporothrix brasiliensis 5110
Lineage: Eukaryota; Fungi; Ascomycota; Sordariomycetes; Ophiostomatales; Ophiostomataceae
Exons: 2
Coding region: 1-1293 (430 amino acids)
Source: RefSeq, a predicted model, not a curated record